Molecule: messenger RNA, 6008 nt
Organism: Crotalus tigris (Tiger rattlesnake)
Lineage: Eukaryota; Metazoa; Chordata; Lepidosauria; Squamata; Viperidae
Gene: DHX29
Product: DExH-box helicase 29
Exons: 25
Coding region: 1011-4712 (1233 amino acids)
Biological process (GO): translational initiation
Cellular component (GO): intracellular anatomical structure
Molecular function (GO): RNA helicase activity; ATP binding; RNA binding
Source: RefSeq, a predicted model, not a curated record
AUUUAUUUGAUAUUUUAAACCGACAUAAUGAAGGCAAAGAUUAUUAAUUUCUGUUUACUUUCAGUAUUCAGGAUAUAUUGUAUUAUAUUUCAGGUUCUUGCAACAUUGUAACUGACUUUCCUACUUUUCCAUGUAUUAUGUUCUGUAUUGCUUUUGCUUAUUUAUAAUUAAUUUUAUUUAGUCUUUCAUUGUUUUCUCUUUGGUUUUUCUGUUCAAAUUAACAGCUGGGUAGCAAGCAUUUAAAAAAAACCUGUGAAAGUAAUUUGAGUCACCUUGAAGCAAAUGGAUAGCAAAUCAAAUAAGCAAAUAAAUUCUAACCCAUGGAAAUUAAAAAUCAAGACAUUUCAAGUAGUGAGAUAACUAAGGGUUUGUUGAAGAGACAUAUCUUGAUGACUUUUCUAAAGGCUGAAAGGGUUGGAUCCAACUUCAGCUCUGAGAAAAUGAAUUCUGUAGCCUGAGACUAUUACAAGAGAAGGCCUUUGCUUCAUAUCUAGUAAAUGAAUAAAAUAAGGGGCAUCUGCAAAAUAGCCUUUUUUGCAGAUGUUAGUGCUUGUAAAGUUUGUGUCAGGAAACUUUACAACCAGGAAACACCCUGGUUAGAGCUUUAGAGAUUAACACUAGCACUCGUACUUAGAACACAAUUGGCAACUAGUGAAUUUCUUUCUAUGUGGUCAUAACACUGAUAAUACUUGACUCUGAAUCAGCCAAGUGAGGCUAUCCAAGGUUCUAUCCCAGUGCCUGGGGACUGUGCAAGUUUGGAUGGGGAGGAACUAUUUCCAAAUAAGUGGCAUGGAUAUUUGGGCCAUCCAGAUCUGACCAUAUUGUUUUGUACUGAUCUUUGUUUUUGAAUGUUUUUAACAAUUGUAAACUGCAGAGAGUCACUGGGAAUUGGGCAACAUAUAAAUUUAAUUUAUUAUUAAUGUGAUUCCAUUACUAGGCACUGGUUGAUAAACUUCCUGCUAAGUUUUGUAUUGACUGAGCUUUCUGGAUACUUUUUAAAGGAUGUAUACAUGGCUUUGCAAGGAUUUUCUUUCAAGACUGAAGAUAUUGAAGAAGCUAUGAAUAAUACUAUCUUGUAUGGUGGUGACCUACAUUCUGCACUUGACUGGCUGUGUUUAAACCUAUCUGAUGAUGCAUUGCCUGAAGGUUUCAGUCAGCAAUUUGGUGAAGAACAACAAAAAACUAGAGCUAAAUUUCGUUCUCCUUUGCCAAAAUCUGAAACUCCUCAGGUGCUAAACAAUAAAAGGAAGGAAGAUGAUGAGGAGAAAAAGGUAACCACAGGAAAACAAAAAAGUAUCAGUAUGAAGGAACGAAUCUUGUUGUAUGCAGAGCAGCAGAGGGCUGAGGAAGAAAAUGAGUCUCUGAAAAAUUCAGAGGAAGAAAAAUUUGACCCAAAUGAAAGAUAUUUACAUUUGGCUGAGAAGCUUGUGGAAAAGAAAGAACUAGCAAGAUCCUCUAAAGAAGAAAAAAACAAGCAGGGUCAAAAGAUGGCGCAAGAAAAAAUAAGACGUAUUCAACAAGAAAUGGCAACAUUGGAAGACCACCCUUUGUUCAAUCCCAAUAUAAAAGUCACAGACCAGCCAAGUGAAAAGAAAAAGAAUCCUGUAUUUCUUGAAAAAGGUGGAGCCUUGAAUUUGAACAUGCUUGAGAAAUCACAAAAUCCUCCUCCAGAAGAACAAAAAGUGAAAAAGAAAGAUCCUCAGGAUGUAAGGAAUUUUGAUUAUACAGCUCGAAGCUGGACUGGAAAAUCUCCCAAACAGUUCUUGAUUGACUGGUGCAGAAAGCAUUAUCCCAAGUCCCCAAAUCCUUCUUUUGAAAAAGUUCCAUCAGGAAGAUAUUGGAAAAGUAGGGUAAGAGUUAUCAAGUCAGCUGAAGAUACAUUGGUGGUAUGUCCCACAAUCGUUACAGAAGAUAGUAUGCAGGCUCAACAUCUGGCUGCUACGUUAGCUCUGUAUCAUUUGACAAAAGGGCAGUCGGUGCAUCAGUUACUUCCUCCUACAUACAGAGAUAUUUGGUUAGAAUGGACUGAUACUGAAAAGAAAAAAGAAGACGAAAACAAGAUGGAAACCAACAAGCCUCGUGACCAGUUCAUUGCCAGACUGCUGAACAAGCUGAAGCAGCAGCAGCCACAACAGCAAUUUGAAGGCAAGGCCAAACUUUCAGAAGAUGCAGAAGACUCUUGGGAGAACUUAAUUUCUGAAGAGGACUUUAAUGGGCUUUCUCUUGAGACCUCAUUUACAGAUGAUUUAGAACCUGUGAGAGCUCUCUUUAAAAAACAACAGAAUUCUUCCAGAUACCAAAGACUUUUAAAGGAGAGAGAGCAACUACCUGUGUUUAAAUAUAAACAUACCCUUAUAGAAACAUUAAAAAAGCAUCGAGUUGUGGUUGUGGCUGGGGAAACAGGUAGUGGUAAAAGCACUCAAGUUCCACAUUUCUUGUUAGAAGAUUUGCUACAUAAUGAACAAAAUUUGAAUAAAUGCAAUAUUGUUUGCACCCAACCACGGAGGAUCUCAGCAGUGAGCUUGGCAACUAGAGUUUGUGAAGAACUGGGCUGUGAAAAUGGACCUGGUGGAAGAAAUUCCUUGUGUGGCUAUCAAAUCCGUAUGGAAUCGCGAACAGGAGAAGCCACUAGACUGCUUUAUUGUACAACUGGAGUUCUUCUCCGGAAAUUGCAAGAAGAUGUUCUUCUUUCUAAUGUGUCUCAUGUUAUUGUAGAUGAGGUUCACGAAAGAAGUGUUCAAUCAGAUUUCUUGCUAAUUAUCUUGAGGGAAAUCUUGCACAAGCGUUCAGAUCUCCAUCUCAUUUUGAUGAGUGCCACAGUUGAUAGUGAAAAAUUCUCCAGUUAUUUCACUCACUGUCCCAUACUAAGAAUUUCAGGAAGGAGUUACCCUGUAGAGGUUUUUCAUGUUGAAGAUAUAAUAGAGGAAACUGGCUUUGUUCUUGAAAAAGAUUCUGAAUAUUGUCAGAAAUUUUUGGAAGAAGAGGAGGAAAUAACUGUAAAUGUUACUAGCAAAGGAGGAGGAAUAACAAAAUAUCAGGAAAGUGUUCCAGUUCAGGCUGCAUCUGGUAUUGAGCUAGGACCAUAUUACCAAAAAUACAGCAGUCGAACUCGGGAAGCCAUAUACUGUAUGAAUCCCUACAAGAUCAACUUUGACCUCAUACUGGAGUUACUUGCAUUUUUAGACAAAAGUCCCCAAUUCAAAAAUAUGGAAGGAGCCGUCUUGAUCUUUCUACCAGGCCUUGCACAUAUACAGCAGUUGUAUGAUCUCAUUUUGACUGACAGAAGAUUUGAUCUAAGACAGAGGCACCAGUUAAUAGCAUUGCAUUCUAUUCUGUCCACUCAAGAGCAAGCAUCUGCAUUUACAUUGCCUCCUUCUGGUGUUAGAAAGAUUGUUUUGGCCACCAAUAUAGCUGAAACAGGUAUUACUAUACCUGAUGUUGUUUUUGUAAUUGAUGCUGGAAGAACAAAGGAAAACAGGUACCAUGAAAGUAGUCAGAUGAGCUCAUUGGAAGAGACUUUUGUCAGUAAAGCUAGUGCACUACAACGUCAGGGGCGAGCAGGGCGUGUCAGAGAUGGAUUUUGCUUUCGACUAUAUACCCGAGACAGAUUUGAAAGUUUUCUAGAAUAUUCUGUUCCAGAAAUAUUGCGAGUUCCCUUGGAAGAACUGUGUCUUCACAUCAUGAAAUGCAAUCUUGGUUCUCCUGAAGAAUUCCUCUCCAAGGCAUUAGACCCACCUCAGUCUCAAAUUGUUGCCAAAGCCAUGUAUCUUCUAAGGAAAAUUGGGGCUUGUGAAUUAAGUGAGCCCAAACUGACUCCUCUAGGCCAACAUCUUGCAGCCUUGCCAGUAAAUGUAAAGAUUGGUAAAAUGCUUAUAUUUGGUGCUAUUUUUGGCUGCUUGGAUCCAGUGGCAACUCUUGCAGCUGUAAUGACUGAAAAGUCUCCUUUUACUACCCCAAUUGGAAGAAAAGAUGAAGCAGACCUGGCAAAAUCUUUUUUGGCAUUGGCCAGUUCAGACCAUUUGACAAUUUACAAGGCAUAUCUGGGAUGGAAGAAAGCCCGCUCUGAAGGAGGUUAUCGUGCUGAAAUGACUUAUUGUAGGAGAAAUUUUCUGAACAGAACUUCACUACUAACACUUGAGGAUGUAAAACAGGAACUUAUCAGAGUGGUUCAGGCAGCGGGGUUUGCUGCACCCUCAUCUCGUCACGAAGGAAUACAUUCUUUGUCACUACAAGAAAUGGUUCUCCUUAAAGCUGUGCUAACUGCAGGGCUGUAUGACAAUGUGGGGAAGAUAAUGUACACCAAGUCUGUGGAUGUUACAGAGAAAUUAGCAUGCAUGGCAGAGACGGCUCAGGGUAAAGCACAGGUGCACCCUUCUUCUGUAAACAGGGAUCUGCAAACCUAUGGAUGGCUGCUAUAUCAAGAGAAAAUUAGAUAUGCCAGAGUGUUCUUGAAAGAGACCAGCUUAAUUUCCCCCUUUCCAAUAUUACUUUUUGGUGGAGAUAUAGAAGUGCUGCAUCGUGAACGCCUUUUAUCAGUUGAUGGCUGGAUCCAUUUUCAGGCCCCUGUAAAAAUUGCAGUAAUUUUCAAGCAACUGAGAGCGCUCAUUGAGUCUGUUUUAAAGCAAAAGCUUGAAAACCCUAAAAUGACCCUUGAAGAUGACAAAAUUUUGAACAUCAUCAAAGAACUGAUAAAAACAGAAAACGCUGUCUGAUAGUUCAAAGCCACAGAAGUUGGAAGAAGAAAAAUAUGACUGAAGAAUGUGCUUGUUUAAAGAAAACAAUGCAAUCAGCAUUAGGAUGCUGAACCUUCCACAUACAUUCUGUCAUUAUUCUGCAAGAAAUAAGAUUGCCUUGUAAAACUGAUAAUAAAAACUCUUGAACAGUGGGUAUUCAAAUUUAAAUAAUGGCAACCAUGGAGAUGGUUUCAGUAUAAAAAUGAGAAUUGUUUUUUUAUUUUGUCAUAAAGCAUAUCUUGAUUAUGCUUUCAGUUGUAAGAUUUCAGCAUAGAUUUCUGUUCUUUUAAAGAAAGUACACAAUUGAGGAACCAGAAUCUUUCUUUGCCAAAAUGCAUGAAUAGAUUAGAUAAUUAUUAAGCAAAAUUUUAUCUGUGUCAUUCUAAGAAUUUUUUUAUUUUCAUUCAUUACCCAAAUGAUUACUUGCAAAAGACAUAGUACAGAUUAGUAGUGCCAGGAGAUAUGUGUCUUUGGUAUUUCUAAAUGUUUGAUGUACAAAUAUUUGCUUGAAGACCCAGAUUGUUUUUAGUAUGCAUGCUUCUAUAGAUUGAGAUUCUCUGUUUGAAUUCAGUAUUAUAAAACUAGAAGAAAUAUUACAUCUUUUUUUUAAAAGGCAACAUACCACCUCAAAUAUUUAGAAACUUUCUUCUUUAUAUAAAGAAACUAUAUAGAAAAAGAAAAAUUAUGCAUACCACCUUUUAUAUGCCUUUUUGUACACAUACGUCUCAUAGGAGUUUCAACUUGAUUCAUACUCAAAACACGUUUGCUUUCCUCUAUCAUAUAUAAUGCUAUUUUCACUUUAAAAUUUGCAACACAUCUUAGCAUCAGGCACAAAAUUUAAAACUAAAACAGGCGAAUAAAUAUCUUACACUCAGCUGAGUUUCUACAAAUUAUUGUCCAAAUAAAGAACCUAAGUGUGCAACGACACCACAUUGUGUUCCACCAACCAUAAUUGGUGUUAUCAAAUUUGAUGUAUUAAAAAUACUGUGUCCUAUAUGAACUGAAACUUAUCAAGUGAUGAAAGAAUCAAGCUAGUUAAGAAAUGUAAAGUCAUGUACUUCAAUAUGAGUAUAAUUUUAAUAUUAAAAAUAAAAAUCAUUCCUAUUUAGAUAUUAUCCUUAAUAAAUUGUGAUGUCAGAUUAGGAUUUCACUUUUUUCUUAGUAUUUAAGAUCAAUUAGAGCAAAGUGUUUUAUUACAAAUGUACAUACUGUAAAAAGGCUUUAGAAAUUUGUUUAAUACUAUAUAAUAAAAAUGUGAUGCUUUCUUUUCAUCAA